AUGAGUGGGUUAGAUGCGGUUCUCGAAGUUUGUGGUGGUGAAGCCUUGGGUUCCGAUCGGCUUGAGAUCCGGUUGGUGUUUGAAGAUUUACUGGUUCGGUUUGUUUCUGCGAGGGGUUUGCUUGGGUUCGGUUUCAUCGNCCUCGAGUCCUUUCUGCUUUGGCUUCUGUGCCGGUCUUCUUUCGCCNGAGGUUGA
Molecule: messenger RNA, 195 nt
Organism: Arabis nemorensis
Lineage: Eukaryota; Viridiplantae; Streptophyta; Magnoliopsida; Brassicales; Brassicaceae
Source: the annotation of a GenBank genome assembly